CGCUGCUUUGCUACCCGCCUUUUCUUCACGGGAUACAGUUUUCUCUGCUAUGGGGUCGUUCAACAUUAGAGAUUUAUUGACGGCUUUCAGCCCUUCUAUGGACUUCUUUGCUAUAAGCUCUGGUGAUGGUCGUAUAAAG
Cuscuta campestris is the source of this 139-nucleotide messenger RNA. The record is from the annotation of a GenBank genome assembly. Lineage: Eukaryota; Viridiplantae; Streptophyta; Magnoliopsida; Solanales; Convolvulaceae.